GCUUUCCUUCACCGAAUGAUCCAAUGUGCUACAGCCAAAGCAGACAAAAAUGUCACAGAAGAGACAGUUAAGAUGUUGUUUUCAAAUAUUGAAGAUAUUCUUGCAGUUCACAAAAACUUCCUUUCCCUGGUGGAGGAGUGCUUACAGCCAGAACCUAAUGCGCAGCAUGAAGUUGGAACCUGCUUUCUUCAUUAUAAAGAGAAGUUCCGUAUUUAUGAUGAAUACUGCAGUAACCACGAGAAGGCACAGAAGGUUCUCCUUGACCUUAACAAAAUAAGAACAGUGCGGACCUUUCUUUUGAAUUGCAUGCUUCUUGGAGGACGCAAGAACACAGAUGUACCAUUGGAGGGAUAUCUGGUAACACCGAUACAGAGAAUAUGCAAGUAUCCCCUUCUUUUGAAGGAGUUACUGAAGCGGACUCCAAGGAAGCACAGUGACUAUGCAGCACUAAUGGAAGCCCUCCAGGCCAUGAAAGCUGUCUGUUCCAAUAUAAAUGAAGCCAAGAGGCAAAUGGAAAAAUUAGAGUUUUUGGAAGAAUGGCAGUCUCAUGUGGAAGGAUGGGAGGGGUCCAACAUCACAGAUACGUGCACAGAAAUGCUCCGAAGUGGACUACUAUUUUCAGGAAAUAUCCAAGAGAGGAUAUUUUUUCUUUUUGACAACCUUUUGGUUUACUGUAAAAAAAAGCACAGGCGAUUGAAGAACAGCAAAGCAUCUACAGACGGUCACCGUUACCUUUUUCGGGGCAGAAUAAACACAGAAGUGAUGGAGGUAGAGAAUGUAGAUGAUGGAACAGCUGACUAUCACAGCAGUGGCCACACUGUUAUUAAUGGCUGGAAGAUCCACAACACAGCAAAGAACAAAUGGUUUGUAUGCAUGGCAAAAACCCCUGAAGAGAAGCAAGAAUGGCUGGAAGCUAUUUUGAAAGAGCGAGAGAGAAGAAAAGGUUUAAAAUUGGGUAUGGAACAGGACACUUGGGUGAUGAUCUCUGAGCAAGGAGAACGACUCUACAAAAUGAUGUGCAAACAAGGGAAUCUCAUCAAAGACAGGAAGAGGAAAUUAACCACUUUCCCCAAAUGCUUUCUUGGAAGUGAAUUUGUGUCCUGGUUGUUGGAAAUCGGAGAGAUACACAAAUCUGAAGAAGGUGUUCAUCUUGGCCAAGCUUUGUUAGAGAAUGGCAUUAUCCAUCAUGUUACAGAUAAGCACCAGUUCAAACCUGAACACAUGCUGUACAGAUUCCGAUACGAUGAUGGAACGUACUACCCCAGAAAUGAGAUGCAGGAUGUGAUAUCUAAGGGUGUACGACUGUAUUGUCGCCUUCACAGUCUGUUUACCCCAGUAAUCAGGGAUAAAGAUUAUCACUUGAGAACCUACAAAUCUGUGGUCAUGGCUAACAAACUCAUAGACUGGUUGAUUGCACAGGGGGAUUGCCGGACGAGGGAGGAAGCUAUGAUAUUUGGUGUAGCUCUUUGUGAUAAUGGGUUUAUGCACCAUGUGUUAGAGAAAAGCGAAUUUAAAGAUGAGCCACUGCUGUUUCGGUUUUAUGCGGAUGAAGAAAUGGAAGGGUCAAAUAUGAAGCACAGACUCAUGAAACAUGAUCUGAAAGUAGUAGAAAAUGUCAUAGCCAAGUCAUUACUGAUUAAAUCUAAUGAAGGCACUUAUGGUUUUGGUUUAGAAGAUAAAAAUAAGGUGCCAAUUAUUAAAGUGGUGGAGAAAGGAUCAAAUGCUGAGAUGGCAGGCUUGGAAGCCGGGAAAAAAAUCUUUGCUAUUAACGGUGACCUGGUUUUUCUGCGACCCUUCAGUGAAGUGGAUUGCUUCCUGAAAGCAUGUUUAAACAGUAGAAAGCCCCUGCGGGUUCUUGUGAGCACUAAACCACGGGAGUAAGUUAUCAUUCCUUUGGGGGAAUUUUUAUGA
Molecule: messenger RNA, 1911 nt
Organism: Nestor notabilis (Kea)
Lineage: Eukaryota; Metazoa; Chordata; Aves; Psittaciformes; Psittacidae
Product: phosphatidylinositol 3,4,5-trisphosphate-dependent Rac exchanger 2 protein-like
Biological process (GO): intracellular signal transduction
Molecular function (GO): guanyl-nucleotide exchange factor activity; protein binding
Source: RefSeq, a predicted model, not a curated record